UCAAACAGAACCUGUUCACAAUUGUUGUGCUCCUUUUUUACUCUAAAAGGACAUAAAAUCUUUUGGGUUUUUAAAAAAUGAGUUGCUGUAAUAGCCACGCUCAGGUGCAAAAACUGGUGGAGCAGCUUCGGGUGGAGGCAAGCAUGGAGAGAAUUAAGAUCUCCCUCACAGCAGUAGACUUGGUCCAGUACUGCCAGGACCACAAGCGGAGUGACCCUCUGCUUACCAGAAUUGCAGCCUCCUCCAACCCAUUCAAAGAUAAGAAGACCUGUGUGCUGCUUUGAGACACCAAAAUACUCCUGCUUUGUUGUCAAUCUACAUCUUAAGUGCAACAAUUGUAAUGUGCUUUAAACGUAAUUAUUUUCUGUCACGCCAUUGAGGGACAGAAAUGUUUAUUCUCCUGUCCCCAAAAUACUAUUGAGAAACUGAUUAUAUACAUAUUUGGUGUGGCAUCUGUAAUGAUGCAGACUCAGCAUCAGUCCUGUGUGAUGAAGAGAGAGCUGAGCUGAAAGGCAAAACUCUCAAUUGUAUUCUGUAUAUUGUACAUAUAUUGUAUAUAUAUUGUAUAAUGACA
Doryrhamphus excisus (bluestripe pipefish) is the source of this 574-nucleotide messenger RNA. Its product is annotated as guanine nucleotide-binding protein G(I)/G(S)/G(O) subunit gamma-7-like. Gene Ontology annotation, molecular function: G-protein beta-subunit binding. Gene Ontology annotation, biological process: G protein-coupled receptor signaling pathway. Gene Ontology annotation, cellular component: heterotrimeric G-protein complex. The record is from RefSeq and is a predicted model, not a curated record. Lineage: Eukaryota; Metazoa; Chordata; Actinopteri; Syngnathiformes; Syngnathidae.